CAUCGCAUUCGCGACUCUCUGCUCUGCAUCUCAUCGAGUUUCCUCGUUCCCGACUGCAUCGUACGACGACUACCACUGUUACCAGGAGACGCGACUGCCCAUCAGACACGACACGGCACGGUUUCGUAGCCGUAUCUGCUCCUUGCUCUUUCGCUCUUCGUCGACGACGUUAGCAGCAAAACAACCACUCGCCUCGUCUUCUUCGCCCUCAACCUCGGUCUGGCUUUGGUCCGCGCUUUGACCUCGUACGAAGAGGCCGAUAUCAAACAUCCGUGCGCCGAAAGGAUCGAUCCGCCCCUGUUCAUCCUCCUCAUUCUCGACACUCUCAUUGAUUGGGUCGCGCCAUGUCGUCGAACAUCUAUCAGCAUCGCACCCUCGUUCCUGCAGCGGCGCCCGUCGCGCCUGCUCCUCAGGCGACAUCUACUGCCAGACUCAACGAUCUCCUCGACUUUGUCAAGCAUGAAUUCGACGUUGUUGCGAGCGAUGCCAAUCAGCUCAAAGGCCAGAGGGACGAGUUUGAGCACAGAAUCGCGCAGCAAGUGAGCGAAGUCCAGAUGAUGCAGCAACACAUCAUGGACCUCGAGUCGAGGCAUUCCAAUAUGGCUCAGCAGUACGACGAGGAGAUGAAGCGUCUGCGAGCCAUCAUCGAGCGUGGAGGUGGGAAUCCGGAUGCUGGAGGACCUCACUCUCCCCGCCUUCAGCAGCAGCAGCAACAACAACAGCAGCAGCAGCAGCAGCAACAGCCCCCUCCAUCCAUCGCCGCCGCAUCCGCUAGCGGUCCUGGUGGUCCCAAGGGCGGGCCAUCCGGUCCUCCAGCCCCCUUUGGAGCUCCACCUGGGUCGGACGGCUACCAGAAUGGCGGCUAUGAUCGUGAUAGAAAUGGCGGGGGUCAAGGAUCGGCAGAGAAGCGUAUGCGCGUCGACGGUCCUCCUGGGUCGCAGGGUCCUCCCCCUCAUCCGGGUUACGGCGGCCAAGGAGGACCGCCAAGUCCCGGCAGGGAGCCAUCUGCGCCUGUCAAAGGGGAGCGCGAGUCGGCUGCUCCUCCUCGUCGUGCACCUGGAGCUCAUGAGUCAUCGCCCGGACCUGGCGCUGGCGGGUCGGGAGCUGGCGGUGCUGCGGGUAACAAUGCGUUGGCUAGCUGGAGCGACUUGGACCCUGAUGAGGUGCCAAAGGACCUCAAGAAGGAGGGCAGUGAUUGGCUCGCCAUCUUCAACCCCAAAGUCAAGCGCACCCUCGACGUCAACCUGGUCCACACUCUCAUGCACGAGUCAGUGGUCUGCUGCGUCCGCUUCUCGCCCGACGGCAAAUACCUGGCUACUGGGUGCAACCGCUCAGCUCAGAUCUAUGACACGAAGACGGGCGCAAAGGUCUGCAUCCUGAUCGACCAAGCCGCAGCAAACAAGGGAGACCUCUACAUUCGCUCCGUCUGUUUCUCUCCCGACGGAAAGUACCUCGCAACUGGCGCAGAGGACCGCAGGGUCAGGGUUUGGGACAUUGCCAAGAAGCGCGUCAAGACGGUCUUCUCUGGCCACAAGCAGGAGAUCUACAGUUUGGACUGGUCACGCGACGGCCGUAUCAUCGCCUCUGGCUCGGGAGACAAGACGGUCCGCAUCUGGGACGUGGACUCUGGCUCCCUGCUUCACACGCUCUACACCUCUCCUGGCCUCGAGCAGGGCCCCUCAGAGGCUGGCGUCACUUCCGUCUCCAUCUCCUCGGACAACCGCCUCGUCGCUGCUGGCGCGCUCGACGCCCUCGUCCGCGUAUGGGACACCAAGACCGGCCAGCAGCUGGAGCGCCUCAAGUCACACCGCGACUCCAUCUACUCGGUCAGCUUCACGCCCGACGGCCGCAACCUCGUCUCCGGCUCACUGGACCGCACUUUGAAGAUGUGGGACCUCUCUGCCACACACCGUGCGCUUGACCAGAACUUGCCCGAGGAGGAGCGAGCAGGCAAAGCCGUCUGCUACACUACGUCCUCGGGUCACAAGGACUAUGUCCUUUCGGUGUCUUGCUCGCCGGACUCACAAUGGAUUGCUAGCGGGUCCAAGGACACGAGGAUCCAAUUCUGGGAUCCGAGGACUGGUCAGACGCAGCUGAUCUUGAUGGGUCACAAGAAUUCGGUCAUUGCCAUCUCGCUCAGCCCUGCGGGUGGUCUGUUGGCGAGUGGGAGCGGUGACUUCAAUGCCAGGAUCUGGUCGUAUGACCGCAUUGCUGCGUAGGUCUGCAAAGGACGUCGGGAAGAGGCAGGUGGGAAUGAUAGAGAUCAAAGAGGCGAAGGGAGGGAUGAGCUAGGGAGGAGAGGGCAGUGGAGGGAAUCAACGGGGCAGCAGGCUCGACGGAGGAGCAGGGGGAGGAAGUACUUUGCUGUGAUUUGAUCAUCACCAACUCGAUCCCUCAUCUGUUCACCACCAACGCCACCUCUGCGAGACGAGACGAGGGGAGGCGAGCUCAUGUAGUCUAUCAUCUUGAUCCGCGUCCAAGUCAAAAAGAUCGAAUGCGUCAUCGUUCAGCACAGCGGCAUGUGCGUGUCUAGAGCUUGUCAUUUUGGCCAAUCUUGGUAAAGGAGAACGAGGGUGGC
This is a messenger RNA of Jaminaea rosea, 2578 nucleotides long. Its product is annotated as WD40 repeat-like protein. The transcript has 3 exons. Gene Ontology annotation, molecular function: protein binding. Lineage: Eukaryota; Fungi; Basidiomycota; Exobasidiomycetes; Microstromatales. The record is from RefSeq and is a predicted model, not a curated record. The coding region runs from base 345 to 2219 and encodes 624 amino acids.